This is a messenger RNA of Dichotomopilus funicola, 2640 nucleotides long. RefSeq lists its product as uncharacterized. Lineage: Eukaryota; Fungi; Ascomycota; Sordariomycetes; Sordariales; Chaetomiaceae. Gene Ontology annotation, molecular function: protein binding. The coding region runs from base 1 to 2640 and encodes 879 amino acids. The transcript has 6 exons. The record is from RefSeq and is a predicted model, not a curated record.
AUGGCACAGGCGGGGCCACAUGUGGAGCAGCACUUCGGCAACACGGAAGCUUCCCAUGGCGGCUUGCUGUUCCAGGGUUACGUCAACGGGCCCGUUACCAUCAACCGUGAGCCAACCCUCCCCGAAGCAUCCUUCGACGCGGCGAACAAGCAACAUGUGGCGACCUGUCUCCCCAACACGCGCCGCGACGUCCUCACACAGAUCAGGAGCUGGGCUGACGGCGGCGGCAACAAACACAUAUACUGGCUCAAGGGCUGGGCAGGCACCGGCAAGUCGACGAUCGCGCUGACGGUGGCCCGCGAAUAUAACAAUAAGAAGCGGCUCGGCGCGAGCUUCUUCUUCUCGAGGGGCGGGGGCGAUCUUGCGUCUACACGCAGGUUCGCCGCGACGAUCGCCGUCCAGCUUGCGGAGGCGUCGCCGCAACUGCGUAGGCACAUUGCUAAUGCUGCGGCUGCUACUCACCGCAUCCACGGGCUCGGCUUGUACGACCAGUGGGAGAGGCUUAUCCUGCAGCCGCUGGCGCAGCUGAGCAAGGAGGCGUUCCCUCACCCGCUGGCCAUCGUCAUAGAUGCCCUGGACGAGUGUGAUAACAACGACGAUGUCUCGCUCUUGAUUCGAUGCCUUGCAGCCGCGGGGGCCGUCGAGCACGUCGACCUAAGAAUAUUCGUCACUAGCAGGCCGGACCAGCCGAUCAACAUCGGCUUUGGCGAUAUCUCUACAGAUACGCAUCAAGACUUCAUCCUCCACAAUAUCGAACAGUCAAUUAUCGAUCAGGACCUAGCUAUCUAUUACAAGUACCAACUCCGUCAAAUAGCGCGGACCUACUAUCUUAACGCGGCGUCUCUCUCUAACGACGCGAUCCAGACGCUGGUCCAGAAGUCCUGUGGGUUGUUCAUCUAUGCUGCGACAGUAUGUCGCUUUGUCCGCGCGGGAGGGCCUCUUGCCGGCAAUCGGCUUGCUCGUCUGGUUUCCGCCGAGCGGUUGCCGGCCGGAGCGGGGACGGAGCUGGACCAGAUGUAUACGAUGGUGCUGGAGUACUCUCUAACCGCCGAUCUUGAACCUGAGGAGAUGGCUAGGAUGCGAGAACUCUUCCAACGUGUCAUGGGCACCAUUGCCGUGCUCUUCGACGCUCUUUCGCCUGCGAGCCUUGCUAUACUACUCAACCACCUUCACUCACUCCUUGAUGUCCCGGAAGAAGAGGGCAGGCUGAUCCGGCUUCUUCACCCCUCCUUCCGCGAAUUUUUGCUGGAUUCACAGAGAUGUCCCAACACGACGUUUUGCAUCGACGCUACGGAGGCACACCGACACCUUUGUCUCCACCGAGAUAUGAGCGGCCUUAGAUGGCCAGGAAUCCGAGUUGGCGACGUUCUCAGGUCAGAGGUGAAUAAGAAUAUUCCAUUCAGUGUCCAGUACGCCUGUCGGUACUGGGUCUAUCAUCUCGAGCGGAGCGAUGUCGACCUUCAAGAGCACCGUGGUAUCGCGGAAUUUUUCGAGGCUCGCUUCCUCUUCUGGCUGGAGACACUCGCCUUAAUUGGUCGGCUGGCUGAUGGGAUUGCUAUGCUCCAGCUUCUAGAAAUGAGAUUACCUCUCCUGCCUAAACGUGCACAAAAUCCUCCGACUCUAGGAGCAGUGGUUUACGAUGCAAAGCGGUUCCUACGAAGCCACAGCUCAAUUAUCGAGGAGGCUCCGCUUCAGUUAUACUGCUCCGCUCUUGUGUUUAGUCCCGAAGCGAGUAUUAUUCGGCGGCUUUACAUGCGGCAUCUCCCUAAGUGGAUCGUACAUGCACCGGCACUCUCAGAAGACUGGAGUGCGCAUUUGCAGAUGCUAAGCCAUCCGAGUCCAGUCUCUGCUGUCGCCUUCUCGCCGGACGGCCGGCUCAUCGUGUCGGGCUCUUACGAUCAGACGGUCCGCGUAUGGGAUGCGGCUACAGGGACCGAGCGGCGUGUGCUCCGGGGCCAUUCGAAGUCGGUCCACGCCGUCGCCUUCUCGCCGGACGGCCGGCUCAUCGUAUCGGGCUCUAACGACGAGACGGUCCGCGUAUGGGAUGCGGCUACAGGGACCGAGCGGCGUGUGCUCCGGGGCCAUUCGAACUUGGUCUGCGCCGUUGCCUUCUCGCCGGACGGCCGGCUUAUCGUGUCGGGCUCUUACGACCAGACGGUCUGCGUAUGGGAUGCGGCUACAGGGGCUGAGCGGCGUGUGCUCCGGGGCCAUUCGAACUCGGUCUGCGCCGUCGCCUUCUCGCCGGACGGCCGGCUUAUCGUGUCGGGCUCUCGCGAUAAAACGGUCCGCGUAUGGGAUGCGGCUACAGGGGCCGAGCGGCGUGUGCUCCGGGGCCAUUCGAAGUCGGUCUACGCCGUCGCCUUCUCGCCGGACGGCCGGCUCAUCGUAUCGGGCUCUGACGACCAGACGGUCCGCGUAUGGGAUGCGGCUACAGGGGCCGAGCGGCAUGUGUUGCAAGGCCAAAAACCCACUCUACGGUUUUUGUCCUUUUCCUCUUGUGGUAAACAUCUUAUUACCGAUUCGGGAAUUUUACAGCUGGUACGAGUACGUUGCCAAUGGGCGAGCACAGUGUGCAAGCCCCCACUCAUCGAAAAAUGGUCCGUGCUAAGAUUGUUUCGACAUCAAAAUUUCGGACACUGA